AUGAAAAAAUUAAUAUUAAUCACCGUUUUUAUUGUAUUAGGUUUUGCUCAGUAAGAUUUAGCAGAAGCAUUUACGUAGUUGUCUUCUACAGAUCCUGAUAGAACAAAGUUAAAUUGGCCUAAUUUAUCAUCAGCAAUUUCAGACUUAUUAUGUGAUGUGUAAAAUGUAAGAUCAAUUGAAAGCGAUACUAAUUAAUAGAAAUCUGCCUUACUCUAAAAAGUAAAAGGUAUAUUAAGAUGAUAGCUUAUUAUUUUACAUGAUAGAACUAUCAGUUAAAUAAAGGUAGACUUAGCAAAACAUAAAACAAAAUUAAAUGAUCAAUUGACUCCUUAUAAGAAUGAACUUGAUGAAGCAUUAAAAUAUAGAGCAGGAAUAUUAGAUUAAUAAAAAUAAGAUUUAAAGAUUAAUGAAGCAGAUUUUAUAAAAAUGAAAGAGUCUGCUAAAUAAGAGAUGGAUGAUGUUAGCUUUGCAUUACAAUCAGUAGAUUAAGUAUCAAAAUAAGUAUAUAUAUUUAGAUGAGAAAAUAAGUUAAAGAAUUAUUGCAAGGAGGUUCAGGAGGAAAUUCAUUUGUAGAGAUUAAAUCUUCUCUUUAAGAAUUUCAUACUAAAAUCACUAAUUUAAUUAAAUCUGACUCUCCUUUAUUAACUUUAGCUAGUUCUUUAAUGGAAUUACUUUAAUUAGAUUUUAAAGAUAGAAAAGUCUUGAAAGAUUUAGAAUAACUUUUAGAUUAAUUUUGGAUGAAUACUAUUGAUUAUAGAAUUGAAUUAAUUAGUCAAGCUAAUAGAAAUCAGCAAUUAUAUGAAGAUAGAAGAUAAGCAAUUCUUUAAGACAGAGAUACAACAAUCGAAUUAUAUAAUUCAAAAAUUGAAGAAUAUAAUACAGUUUUUGAUGAAAUAUAGAAUAUUCAAACAUAUGUUGAAAAUAGAUAAAAGGAUCUUGAUGACAGUGCUAAUUCAUAAGACUUUUUCAAGAAUAUUUGGGGAUUGAAUGAAGGAAUUACAAAUACAGUUGAUAAAUCCUUAAUUAGUAAAGCUAAUGCAAUAUAGGAAGCCUUAAAGUAAAUAGGAAAUGGAGUGAGUUUUUAAGAUAAAUGA
Messenger RNA from Paramecium sonneborni, 1094 nucleotides. The record is from the annotation of a GenBank genome assembly. Lineage: Eukaryota; Ciliophora; Oligohymenophorea; Peniculida; Parameciidae.